GCUGAUAACACUUUUACAACUUCGUUCUAUUGUACUACUAGCGACAGUGGCGAGGAGUCGAGGCACCUUGCAGAGCCAAUCUGCAACUUGCAGUGCCAUGCUAUGUCUGGUCUGAGCGCAAAUGAUUUUGUUGUAGGUACCUACGUUGCUUUGCCACCUGGCCUCCAUUUCUUCGUCAUUGCCUCAGGAAAUCGAAAGGGAUUGCAGAUAGGUUCUUCUUGCCUUGCAUUGCAGAGGGGCAGAACGUCGGGGCUGCGCAGGACCAUUGCCAGUCAAUCACUUGCCACAACUGGUCGGUGUUGCCUGUGAGGGCGCCUGUGCGCUCUCAACGAUGAUGGCAGAAGGUUCUGCAGGGAAAGCAGCGGACCCCAUAUCAAGCAUCCCAUGUGUCAAAUGUGAUGCACCAGCAAAACUACAAUGCCCCAAGUGCCUGGAGAUGCGGCUCCCCCGCGACGUGUCGGCGUACUGCAGCCAGGCGUGCUUCAAGGCGGACUGGCCCGGCCACAAGGUGCACCACCGCGUGCAGCUGCCGGCGGAGCCCGGCGCCAAGCUGGACCUGGCGCAGGCCGCGCUGGCCAAGGGCUGGCUGUACGCCACCAAGAAGGGGGCCGCGCGCACCGACCAGUGCCCCACGUUCGCCUGGACAGGUGACCUGCGGCCGCUUCCCAUUUCCCCUCGCCGAAGAGUGCCCACUAGCAUCCCCCGGCCCGAGUGGGCAGAAACAGGCUACCCGGAGCAGGAGAUUGAGAGCAGACAGCAGAGGACUGUGGAGAUUCGGACGCCAAAACAAAUUGCAGGCAUCAGGGCAGCAUGCAAGCUGGGGCGCGAGGUCCUGGACGCGGCUGCCGCGGCCAUCCGGCCGGGCAUCACCACGGACGAGAUUGACCGCAUCGUGCACGAGGCCACCAUCGCAGGCGGCGCAUACCCCUCCCCCCUCAACUAUCACAACUUCCCCAAGUCCACCUGCACGUCCGUGAACGAGGUGAUUUGCCACGGCAUCCCUGACGCACGGCCACUCGCGGAGGGCGACAUCGUGAACGUGGAUGUCUCAGUGUUUCUGAACGGCUAUCACGGGGACCUCAAUGAGACCUUCUUCGUCGGCAAGGUGGACGACGUGUCGCGACGGCUGGUACAGACCACCUACGAGUGCAUGCAGAAAGCCAUCGAGAUAGUCAAGCCUGGCGUGUUGUACCGGGAGGUGGGGGAGGUCAUCAGCCGACAUGCGUCCAUGAACACCUUCCAAGUGGUGAAGUCGUACUGCGGUCAUGGCAUAGGAGACCUAUUCCAUUGUGCGCCCAACAUCCCGCAUUACGCUCGGAAUAAGGCGGUCGGAGUGAUGAAAGCGGGCCAAACAUUCACAAUUGAACCCAUGAUCAACACAGGGGUCUGGCGGGAUCGCAUGUGGCCAGACGGGUGGACUGCCGUGACCGAAGACGGUGGCAGAAGCGCCCAGUUCGAGCACACAUUGCUGGUUACGGAAACCGGCGUUGAGGUGCUCACUGCCCGUUUUCCAACGUCGCCAAAAGUGUUCCCAUGGCUGCACGAAUGAAGGUUGCCAGGCAUAGUUUCUGGGCUAUGUAACAGUAUCUCUGAUAAUGACACGGACAUCGGAAAGAACAGUUCCUCAUUCAUCUUGACAAGCCUCCACGUCGCAUCAUG
This is a messenger RNA of Klebsormidium nitens, 1659 nucleotides long. NCBI's taxonomy places the organism in Eukaryota, Viridiplantae, Streptophyta, Klebsormidiophyceae, Klebsormidiales, Klebsormidiaceae. The record is from the annotation of a GenBank genome assembly.